CUUGAUUUUUCACGCAGCAUUCAAGAAAUACGGAGGAGGAGGUGGCGGGAGAGGAGGAUGAAGUGCGAGGAGAUGAAGGGAGCUGAGGGGGAGAAUCGGGACGGCGAGAGUUCUUUGCAGGGGAGGAGAGAUGUUCUUGGGGAGGGUGAUUUGGGUUUGGACAGGGUGGUGGAUAAUGGAAAUGAUUCAUCGUCAGGUUAUGAGAGUGGCGAGGUUCGGGAUGACGAUGAUGAUGAUCUAAUGGAGGGGGGUUUCUUUGAAGUUGAUAGCAAAAACGGUGAUGGCUUGUUGGAAGCGUAUGGAGAUGCUGAGGAGCCUAGUAGGCUUUGCUCGGUUGCGGUGCAAAGAAGUGGGGAUGUUGACAGGGAUGGAGGUUCUUCGUGCACUGUUGAUUUGAGCCAGGCUAUGAGUGAAGGCUGUUUGGGAAGUGAUGGCGAUGCGAAAAUGGGUUUAGGUGAUGAUUUGGAGGUUAAGAGUUUGGAUAGGAGGAGUGAAGGUAGGUUGGAGAUGGAUGUAAGUGAUGAUUCUAAGGGGAAAGGUUUGUGUGAAAAGAGUGAAGGUAGUAUGGAUAUGGAUAUAAGUGAGGAUUCAGAUGGGAAUGGGUUGUGCGAAGGCUUGGGUGUUGCGGAAAGUUGUUUCAUAAGCAAGGAUAGCGAUGAUCUUCUGAAAAUAAAUAACCUCACAAGUGUGACCUUCAAGCCAAGGACAUCAGUUCAUAGGACAAGCUCCAAAAUCGAUCAAAUAUUUCCAAACGAGCCCACUAAAGUUGGUGAAAUUGUUUCUGAGCUUCCAAAACUGAAGGCGGAAGACGAUAUUCGAACUAACACCUCAAAAGGCAAAGAAUCCCCUGUUUCUAGCAUUAUGCCUGUCCAACAUAUGGAAGAACCUGUGGAACAAAAAUUUGAAUUAGUUCAGAACCCUGGACUUUUCAGGUCAUCUGUUGAGAAAGACAAUGCUAACGAGGUAAUCUGGUUGUUAAGGCAACCGUUGAAGCCAGAAGUCGAGAAGCUUCCAAUAGAUGAAGAAGUGGUUAAAGGACAUGUAGCUGAUCAAGAGAAACCAGUCCAUAAUGAUUCCUCCCAAAAAUUUGAACCUCAACUGAAUAUUAAGACACAAGCAGAAGAGCAGCUUCAAACCCCUGUCUAUAAAGUUUGUGAUCUUAACCUUCUACCACCUGAAAUGAUUGAGUCUGAGGAUGAUCCUGUUUUGGACCAAUUUUAUACUUCCAUGCCUGUUUCUGAAGCUAGAAGGAACCCUUCUGUGGGCCUUGGCUGUAUGAUGGGUAAUAUGGAAAACAAAACUACAAUCCACUCCUGGAUCUCAGAUGACAAGAUGAUUCCAAUGGUUGAUCUUGAAGAUGAUUCUUCAAUAGUGUACGAUGCUUUUGGCUCACUAAAACCUAUGAAAGAACCUAAGUAUUUGAGCAUGGCACAUGUCACAGAGAACAAGGACCUUCAUGUUGCUUACAAUGGUUGUUCUCUCGAAACUUCAGAGUUUCAUCGGACUGAUGUAUUGUGUCUACCGCCCUCCUCUGACCUUGAUAACCCACAUACAUGAAUGGGCAUUCAUGGUGCAGAGGUUAUGUGAAGGUUUGAUUAGCUGACUAAAGCUGUUUGAAGGUGUUUCGAUAGUUGCUCAAUUGUGAUAUAUUUGGGGGAGCCAGGCUUCCAGUUUCCACCUGUUGUGCCUAUUUGGUUAAGAAAUUAGAUUAGAGGGUUGCCAUCCUUAUUUCCAGUUAACAAAGAUACGCCAUCAAAUACUGAACUUAAAGAUCUUCCAGAUAAAAUAUAGUCGGUCUACAAGGGGAUGAAAGAAUAUUAGCAGGCCACACAUCAACAGGAAUUACGUAAAGAAUCUUCUUGCAAGACUCAUGUAAUGAUGGGAAAAGAUUCAUCCUUGAACAGGCAAACUGGGGAAGGAAACUGAUGCAGCAAAAGCUGAUUUUGGGGCAGAAAGACGUCAAAUUUUUUGAAACAAUAGUGAGACUGAAUUCUUUGGAAAGCAUUUACAUGUGUAUUGGCUAUAGUUCUUUCGCUCUUUGUAAAUAUAUUUCUUGUAAACCUGCAAACCAGUCUGAUGAUGGCUAAAGAAAAAUGGAUCUAUAAACAAUCUGGUGUGUUUGAAAACUGCA
Molecule: messenger RNA, 2131 nt
Organism: Asparagus officinalis (garden asparagus)
Lineage: Eukaryota; Viridiplantae; Streptophyta; Magnoliopsida; Asparagales; Asparagaceae
Exons: 4
Coding region: 58-1557 (499 amino acids)
Source: RefSeq, a predicted model, not a curated record